UAUUUCAAACAAACAGGAGCAUAAAAGCUAAGCCAGCUUUGAGAGCUAAGCCCGCUUGAAGACAUCCAAAGUGAUGAGCUGCAAUUCAUCGAAGAGUAUGAAUCGUUAAAUGAGUUUGCACCUAACGAAGAAGUCUACACAAUCAAAUUUUGCAGAAAAAAACGUUCUUUAACCAUAGAAACUACAAAUCACAAUUCAAGUAAUGAAGCUGAUAAAGAGAAUAUAAAUGGCGAAAAUGGGGAAAACCUAUGUGAUCGAUGCCCUGUUCUUACACUGGAAGAAGAAAGCUAAGCUGGAAGAAGAAAACUCUGAAUUAGUGCAGCCAGUUCAGUUAAAAGAACAGACCCCUGGGUUAAGCAGUGCAGUGAACUAUUGUAUUAAGUAUCGCUGCACUGUUCGAAAAGAAACAGUGGCAUCUGAUAUCAUUUCCGUUUCUAAAAGAACGUUUCAAUAUACACUUCUUAAACUAAUGCAGUCAGUGCAGAAGAAAAGAACAAACCUACAGUUAGAAAGCACCGGGUUCUAUACUGUAGCUGCGUUCCGAUUCAGUACUGAAUAUCUAUAAUAUACGUUACCUGAAUUAUAUUUCAGUACUGGUAGUGAAUAUUGGAACGCAGCCUGUGUUACAUAGUAUCGCCUGUGUAUGUGAAAGCACCCAACACCUCUUUAUUAGCUCUUACUUAAGAACCAAUCACAGAGAGGCUGGUCAUAUGACUGUCUUGCCAUCUUUUUCUUAUACUUGAAGUUCCUGUACUGCGCAUCUACCUCGCGCAGACAUUACUUGUAUGUGGGAGCGUCCCGUUUGAUCACGUCUCGAUUGAUCACACCAUUAACAGGAGCCGGUGCCUAAAAUUUUUCCACUAUUCAAGCGCUGUGAAUGGUUAGUGAUCAAUCGGGACGUGGUCAAACGGAUGCCACCCCUUGUAUGUACAUAAAACUAUAAUUCCAUGCAGCGAAGCUAGCUUUUACCCCCACUCCACCUCAAUGAAAAGUAGCGUUGAAACGCUAUCGCUUAUCGCCUCCUUCCUUUUUAUGAAGCGAAGCAAAGCUAGCAUUUUAUCCCCUCCAUCUCAAUGCAAAGCAGCGUAAAAAUUGACUUUGCUCCGAUAUCUAUUUAUCUAGUUUCCACUGAUGUCUUAAUUCGCUCCUAAUACGAUGUAGAAUCAGAUUUGAGUCGAUGGAAACGCGACAAAUUGUGCUCAUUUCAAUCCCGCUUCGAUCCACAAAUCUUUACUUCCGAUGGAAACAGCAUCUUAAAUUUGAUCCAUAUCAAAGUGGAAUCAAAUUGAAGACUUCGGAAACUAAACUAUUGAAUUAUAAUAGUCAGUACAUCAAAUAAUAGAGCAAUAUAAACGUAUAAUGGCACAGUUGCAGUAGAGAUUAGGAGACGACACAUAAUUGCUGCACUGGUUAUGAAUACAUUUAUUAUAUAUAUUCAGUUUCUCAGUA
Pogonomyrmex barbatus (red harvester ant) is the source of this 1449-nucleotide messenger RNA. RefSeq lists its product as uncharacterized. Lineage: Eukaryota; Metazoa; Arthropoda; Insecta; Hymenoptera; Formicidae. The record is from RefSeq and is a predicted model, not a curated record.